Molecule: messenger RNA, 318 nt
Organism: Rhagoletis zephyria (snowberry fruit fly)
Lineage: Eukaryota; Metazoa; Arthropoda; Insecta; Diptera; Tephritidae
Source: RefSeq, a predicted model, not a curated record
AUGGUCAACGUACCCAAAACUCGCCGCACCUACUGCAAGGGCAAGUGCAAGAAGCACACCCUCCACAAAGUGACCCAGUACAAGAAGGGCAAGGAGUCCAACGCCGCCCAGGGACGUCGUCGUUACGACCGAAAACAGCAAGGCUUCGGUGGUCAAUCCAAGCCCAUCUUGCGUAAGAAGGCCAAGACCACCAAGAAAAUCGUCCUCCGUAUGGAGUGCUCUGAGUGCAAAGCCCGUAAGCAGCUGCCCAUCAAGCGAUGCAAGCACUUCGAAAUCGGUGGCGACAAGAAGAGGAAGGGCCAGAUGAUCCAGUUCUAA